Molecule: messenger RNA, 1977 nt
Organism: Lagopus muta (rock ptarmigan)
Lineage: Eukaryota; Metazoa; Chordata; Aves; Galliformes; Phasianidae
Gene: CABYR
Product: calcium binding tyrosine phosphorylation regulated
Exons: 5
Coding region: 613-1638 (341 amino acids)
Biological process (GO): sperm capacitation
Cellular component (GO): sperm fibrous sheath; cytoplasm
Molecular function (GO): calcium ion binding
Source: RefSeq, a predicted model, not a curated record
GCAGAAAGCUUGUCUGGGACCUUAAGUCACUGAACUUCUGUCUAUCAGUUAGUCUCUAGCUCACAUAAGACUUUAACAUUGUCUAGAAACUGUCACUUCUGCAUCUGGGUCAAAGGCUGGUGGGACGAGGUGACUGUCUCCAGUUAGGCUGACAGGCUUCCCAGUGUUGGGCCCAAGGCCAGUGUGUUUUAGUAGAGCAGCUGGUACUGUUCUUAAGAUGGCUUCCAAAAAUGGCAUUCAAGUUCCAGUACAGUGAAUGGGUUCCCAGUCAGUUUUGUUUUUUUUUCCUGUGAGUUCCUAUGCUGUGCUCUUCCAUUUCAAACAGAUGUGUUUGUUAGUGACUGAAGCUUUUAUAAGUAUUUAGGCUGGAUUUUGCUUCUGCUUGGUGAGCUCUAAUUAUACUUUUCCCUGUUUUUAUAAUAUCUGUAUCUAAACAUCUCGAAAGCUUUUAUUGUGCAGUUUCACAGACCCAGAGUUCUGACAGUUUUUGGAAGAAGGAUGUCAAUGGGUAUGAUGCAUGAGAACUGUGACAUCACACUCUGCUCAGCCCUGGGCAGGAGAGGCUGCAGUGGGAGCAGAUGAGAAGCUGUGAGCCGGCCUCAGAGUGUGACAAUGGAGCCUCCAGACAAUGUUCUGAGCUGCUUCAAGACUUUGCUUGAGGGUGUGAGCAGAGCUGUCAUUAAACAGAAACCAAAAGACAUUGCUGGGUUUUUAGCUUCUUAUUUCCAAGAGUUCAUUGACUUCCAAAAAGAGAAUCCAGAUUUGGUUUUAACAGAAGUGGUGGAAAAAUUUGAUCUUAAGCAGGAAACUUGGAAUGGGGAUCUGGAAGAGAAGACAUCAAAUCAUGAGGCUUUGCUUUUUACUGAGUCCCAGAGAAAGGAAUCGUGUACUGACAGAGAGGAAGAUGAUCAUCUUGAAGACCUCACUUCACGUAGCUCCAGAGUAACUCUGUGCCCAUCACCAACCAGUUCUGUUCCAGAAAGCAUGCACCCCACUGGACCUGACAGAGCUUUAUCCCCUGAAGGAUCUGAAGUUGAGUAUGUGCCUUCUGAACCUGCCCAUCUCCCUGCCCAGGUGGAAGAUAGUGGUUCUGUUUGUCUUGUGAGGGAUGUGGCAACCACUGCGCAGACUCUUCAGGAAGAUGUUUCUGCUGCCUCGGCAGCUGAGGCUUCUAGGUCACAACUAGGAGUGCAGCCUUGGUCUUCCAUGAGUGGAGGACUAGGACCCUCCAACACCCAGGUCCUUGUUUUAACAACUGAUACAAAUCAGGUUUCCUCAGUCCACCUACAGGAAGGACUCUCAUCUCUUCUACCACCACCACCUUCUAAAGAAGAGUUGCAGGCUGUGCCUUCCUGUAGUGCAGCUAAGGUCAUUUCAACCAUUGAUAAACUGAUAAUGGAUGCAGAGGUUCCUUCCUACACACAGCAGUUUCCAGAUAAAAUAAUCCUUUCCUUUAGUGGACAAGCUCUUUCUUCUGUAAAGCUGUCAUUAAACGCAGGCCAGGUCUCAUGGCUGAUCGCUAAUGAUGCAGUGUUCCAGCCUGAGCAGAUGGAAGGCAUAGCACCGAUGGAAGCAGCUGAGCAAGCUUGUUGCUUCAGAGUGGAAUGUUCCAUUAUGGAUGGCAUGCUGAAGAACUGACACAACAGCUCUCAAAAUCACUUAACAGCUGGGCAACUUUGAGGGUAAGACUUGAAAUGCUGGCCACAGUGAAGACCUGAGUGCAGAAGUGAUGAGGUAUCCAAUUUUUGCCCUCACCAUAAGAACCAGGCAACGCGCAGCCAAAAAAAAGCAUUUCUCCUCAUCUGUGCAGAUGGCUCCAGUACCACUGCCCUACCUGGGUAAUUCUAGUUGCACACAGAAUAAAAACAGAAAGCAUCUCCCUGCCUUUGUAGCUGUUCCACUAGUCCACGUUCAAGGCUUGAGCAGUGGGCUCACUGCACGCUCAGAAUGAAUGCUUUGCCCCAGCUCCUGGCGCCA